This is a messenger RNA of Gongylonema pulchrum, 326 nucleotides long. Lineage: Eukaryota; Metazoa; Nematoda; Chromadorea; Rhabditida; Gongylonematidae. The record is from the annotation of a GenBank genome assembly.
AUGGAAUCUGCUGGUAUCCAUGAGACAACAUACAACAGCAUUAUGAAGUGUGAUAUCGAUAUCCGAAAGGACCUUUACGCAAACAAUGUGCUAUCCGGUGGCUCAACCAUGUAUCCGGGUAUCGCUGAUCGAAUGCAGAAAGAAAUCACCGCUUUAGCACCAAGCACGAUGAAAAUCAAGAUAAUUGCACCGCCGGAGCGUAAGUAUUCGGUCUGGAUCGGUGGCUCCAUUCUGGCAUCCCUCUCCACUUUCCAACAGGUAACUAUCUUUUUGCAAAAAAAAAACCUAGUAAAUAUUUUGAACCCGGGCAAGGGAAGAUCCUGAUG